ACCUGACUUCAACUAAAAAGAUUUGUCUGAAAUGAUGGCGGCUGCCAGUUUACCUCAUAGAGUUUUAGAAGUGUUUUUCUCGUAUUUAGAUAUUUCUGAUUUGAGGAGUUGCUCUCUGGUUUGCAAAAAUUGGUAUAAGUUUUUAAAUGAUGAAAACAACGAUGUAUGGCGUCUUCAUUGUGUUCGGAAGCUAGCAGAAGAAGCACUUAAAUCAGAUUUACUAAGUAACGUUCCCACGUACAAAGCUAAACUCAAAGCUUUUUAUCAUGCUUGGAACCCUAAUGACUGCUCCAAAAAUGUAUACAUUAAACCGAACGGAUUUACACUUCAUCGAAACCCUGUUGCUCAAACAACGGAUGGUGCUAGGGGUAAAAUAGGAUUUAAAACUGGUCGACAUUGCUGGGAAGUGUGGUGGGAAGGUCCCUUGGGAACUGUGGCAAUGAUUGGCUUGAUGACCAAAGACUCACCUGUUCAGUGCCAAGGAUAUUUUCCUUUAGUUGGAGCAGACAAUAACAGUUGGGGCUGGAAUCUUGUUGAUAAUCAUUUAAUUCAUAAUGGAGAUAGUCAAGGAAAUUAUCCACCGCUAAACAAUGCACCCAAAUAUCAAGUUGGUGAAAGAAUACGAGUUAUAUUAGACUGUGAAGAUAAUACUUUAGCAUUUGAAAAAAAUUAUGAGUUCCUUGGUGUAGCCUUCCGAGGUUUGCCAAAUACACAACUUUACCCAGCAGUGUCAGCAGUGUACGGCAACACAGAGGUGUCUAUGGUUUACCUCGGCCCUCCGUUGGAUGGAUGAUAUUUUGAAUGCUCUCUUUAUUUCACACCAUGGCCAAGUCAAAUUGAAACAAACACAUUUACUAUAUAUACAAGUGAGAGAGAAAAUCUAAGACAUUACUUUACAGCGUGAACAUGCUUGUUGAACUGGAUUGUUAGUAUGGUUCGGAAUCAUAUUUCUAUUUCACACUCCAGUUUUUCCAUUUGAUUCAAAGUUUUUUUUAAAAUCUAGUUAUAAACAUCAAAGAAUUACAGGUCUUACUUUUUAUAGCACUUCAGCAUAAAAGGUAGAGAGAGGAAUCUGUAUAUUAAAUGAAUGUGCAUAAAAUGAGGGGAACUAUUUCAUUUCAAUGAAAGUAUUUUUUUUUAUAUCAUAUGUUAAAUCAAAUGUUUUCUAUGGAAAAACACAAUUGUUGCAAUGAUAAUGUGAUGUGUUGCUCUACCUUGAUAUAUCCCCCUCUAACUUGAUAUUUGAACAUAUAUAUAUAUAAUAUAUACAUACAUAUAUAUUUAAAAAUGAUUCCUAUAGCAUGUAUAGGAACUGCUUCCCUCCCCUUGUGUACAGUUACAUCUGUUGUUAUGAUAAUCUUUAUCUGAUCAUGUUAUGAUAAUAUUUUGAUGGCUUGAUUCUAAAGAAAACUACAUUUCUUGCUUUAUGUGUUGACAGUUCAAAUGGUAUGAAUCCUUGUUCAAGUGGUAGCGGCUGUGUUGAUUCACUGAUAUUUAACAUGUGUGCCUGUGUUUGUGGAUUAGAUGAUAGGCUGUGUUGCUCAAGAUGGAAAUGUAUUUGUUAUUGAGUAUCGAGUUUUGUUUUGUUGAUUGCUGUGAGUUUAAGAUGUAUGAAUUUUUUUCUUUCUUUAAAGUUUUGUUACUUUGUUAUUUAUAUGAGGACGUUAUUCAAAAUUAAGUUAACACUUGCUGAAUGGUUUGCGUUUCCAAAGAGAAAUUAUCAAUGCCUAGAUAGUGAUAGAAAGUAUUGAAACAGGGGCAUCUAUUAACAUUUACCCAUAGUCAGCUGUCGAAGUAAUGUGUGCAACAAGCUAAGAUUUGAUAAAAAUCCUAGAAUGACAAGCAUUGAAAGAUGUGCAAGUGGUCUUUCACUAAACUUCUGUGUGUUCCCUAGCUGUAAUGCAAUGAAAGUACUGUGAUUGUUGACUGCUAUUGAUACAUAUCAGUGUUUGAUUACAUAACUGUGCCUCUUUGUGACUAGUAUUGUUCCUACCCAUUCACUCUCAUUUAAACUUCUUAGCUUAUAGCCUGAACAGAAGUGUAAAAUUCUUAAAAAAAAAAAAAAAAAAGAACUUGAAGCGGACAGUUAUUGUUUUAA
Biomphalaria glabrata is the source of this 2098-nucleotide messenger RNA. Its product is annotated as F-box/SPRY domain-containing protein 1-like. The transcript is spliced from 3 exons. Gene Ontology annotation, molecular function: protein binding. NCBI's taxonomy places the organism in Eukaryota, Metazoa, Mollusca, Gastropoda, Planorbidae. Bases 32 to 793 code for a protein of 253 amino acids. Gene Ontology annotation, biological process: proteasome-mediated ubiquitin-dependent protein catabolic process; synapse assembly involved in innervation. The record is from RefSeq and is a predicted model, not a curated record. Gene Ontology annotation, cellular component: synapse; SCF ubiquitin ligase complex.